AUGACCAAGUCUCUGGCCCUGCUCCUGUCCAGCCUCCUCCUGGCACCUGUGGCGGAGGCCCAGGCCUACGAUGCAGGAGAGAGAGGUGAAGGCGACUUCAACUGGGUGCAGCCUCCGAACACCACCAUCCUUGGGCCUUACGGCCAUUCACCUGCUGUGUACCCUUCUCCCAAUGCCACCGGCACGGGAGGCUGGGAAGAAGCCGUAGCCAAGGCUCGGGACUUUGUCUCCCAGCUCACGCUGGAGGAGAAGGCCGACAUGGUCACUGGCACGCCAGGCCCCUGUGUUGGUAACAUUGUUGCCAUCCCCCGACUCGGCUUCAAGGGCCUCUGUCUGCACGAUGGCCCCCUUGCCAUUCGCGUGGCCGACUACGCCAGCGUCUUCCAGGCUGGUGUCUCCGCGGCCGCCACAUGGGACCACGACAUCCUCUACCAGCGUGGCCUCGCCAUGGGCGAGGAGUUCAGAGCAAAGGGCGCGCACGUUGCGCUGUCCCCUGUAGCUGGCCCGCUGGGUCGCUCGGCCUAUUCCGGCCGCAACUGGGAGGGCUUCAGCCCCGACCCGUACCUGACCGGUGUCGCCAUGGAGAGGACUAUCCAGGGCAUCCAGGAUGCAGGUGUCCAGGCCACGCCCAAGCACUUUAUCGGCAACGAGCAGGAGACCAUGCGCAACCCGACGUGGUCCCCCAAUGGCACCGUCACGGAUGUCAUCCAAGAGGCGCUGUCCUCGAACAUGGACGACCGCACCAUGCACGAGCUCUACCUCUGGCCCUUUGCCAACGCCAUCCACGCCAAGGCCGCCAGCGUCAUGUGCGCCUACCAGCGUCUCAACGGGUCGUACGCCUGCGAGAACUCAAAGGCCCUCAACGGCCUGCUCAAGACGGAGCUGGGCUUCCAGGGCUACGUCAUGGCCGACUGGGGCGCCACCCACUCCGGCGUGGCCUCUAUUGAGGGCGGCUUGGACAUGAACAUGCCCGGCGGUCUUGGCCCGUACGGCACCAACUUCAAGGCCGGGUCCUUCUUUGGCGGCAACAUCACCUUGGCCGUCAACAAUGGCACCGUCCCGGUCGACCGUAUCGACGACAUGAUCAUCCGCCAGAUGGCCCCCUACUACUGGCUUGGCCAGGACGCCGAAGACUUCCCCACCGUCGACCCCUCCUCUGCUGACCUGAACACAUUCAGCCCCCGGUCCACGUGGCUCCGCGAGUUCAACCUGACCGGUCCCGGCAGCCGGGACGUCCGGGGCAACCACGCCGGUCUGAUCCGUCGUCACGGCGCGGAAGCCACUGUCCUCCUGAAGAACGAGAACAGCGCCCUCCCCCUCAAGGCCCCCAAGUCGAUUGCCGUGUUUGGCAACGACGCCGGGGACCUGACUGAGGGCUUCUACAACCAGGUCGACUAUGAGUUCGGCACCCUCAUCGCCGGUGGCGGCUCGGGCACUGGACGCGCGACAUACAUUGUCUCGCCUCUGACUGCCGUCAACGAGCGGGCCCAGCAGGACGGCAGUCUCGUCCAGCAGUGGCUCAACAACACCCUCAUCGCCUCGAGCGACAUUCGCGACCUGUGGAUCCCCGCCGUGCCGGACGUCUGCCUCGUCUUCCUCAAGACAUGGGCUCAGGAGUUUACCGACCGCAGGCACCUGAGCGUGGACUAUGACGGCGACGACGUGGUCGAGUCGGUGGCCGCGCACUGCAACAAUACCGUCGUCGUGACGCACUCGUCCGGCAUCAACACCAUGCCCUGGGCCGACCACCCCAACGUCACGGCCAUUGUGGCCGCCCACUACCCCGGCCAGGAGUCGGGCCACUCGCUCGUCGACGUCCUCUACGGCGACGUCAACCCCUCCGGCAAGCUGCCGUACACCAUCGCCCUCGACGGCGCCGACUACAACGCACCCCCCACCACGAUCAUCAACACCACGGGCGUGUACGACUGGCAGUCGUGGUUUGACGAGAAGCUCGAGAUCGACUACCGCUACUUUGACGCGCACAACAUCUCCGUCCGCUACCCGUUCGGCCACGGCCUGUCGUACACCUCGUUCGAGCUGGGCCCCAUCUCGGCCGAAUGCGUCGUCGACAGUGCCUCCGUCACGUCGCUCCCCGAGCAGCUGCCCAUCCAGCCUGGCGGCAACCCAGCGCUCUGGCAGACGCUCUACACCCUGUCGACGCCCCUGAAGAACACGGGCGGCGUCCCCGGUGCGGCUGUCGCUCAGCUGUACGUGACGUUCCCCGACUCGACACCCGAGGGCACCCCUCCUCGCCAGCUGCGUGGUUUCGACAAGCUCCUCCUCGCGCCCGGUGAGACCGGCACGGCGUCUUUUGAUCUGAUGAGGCGCGAUCUCAGCUACUGGGACGUGGACCACCAGGACUGGGUCAUCCCCGAGGGGGAGUUCACAAUCAGCGUCGGAUUCAGCAGUCGUGAUCUGAAGCAGGUCGCUGUCAUGACGCCCGUGGCUUCCAGCGAGAUGUAG
Emericellopsis cladophorae is the source of this 2466-nucleotide messenger RNA. RefSeq lists its product as uncharacterized. Gene Ontology annotation, biological process: glucan catabolic process. Bases 1 to 2466 code for a protein of 821 amino acids. The transcript is spliced from 2 exons. The record is from RefSeq and is a predicted model, not a curated record. Gene Ontology annotation, molecular function: beta-glucosidase activity. NCBI's taxonomy places the organism in Eukaryota, Fungi, Ascomycota, Sordariomycetes, Hypocreales, Bionectriaceae.